CUCUGUAAAUUUUUUCUGUCUUUACUUUUUACUAUUUUUUACAACAAUAUUCAAUAAAAUUUAAAACUGCAGAAGUAAUUAAAAAAUAUUUAAAUUUGCUUUGAUUAAGAUCGUAAAAUUCACUCCAUUUCACCCCAUCCAACCCCCAGCUUGUUGAACAUCGUGUCGCAGUCCACCGAUUGACUUUAUUUUAAUUAUAAAACCUGUCAGUGCACACUUCUCUUCCCGGCAACUUCAUUUAACAAUGCCACUUCCAUAAUCCGUAUUGUCAAUAUCAAGUCCUUGCGGAACACCACUUGCUAAUAAAUUUCAAACCUGAGACUAAUUAUAUUAACACAUCAAACAAGUAUUUUGAAAUACACGCGGCAAGGUCACAAUUUUUGUUUUUUCAAAAAUUUUGAUUUUUCUACGACUACUUGUAACUUAUUAAGUUAAAUGCUGGAAAGAUCAAGAGAAUGGUGAUGUUUGUGUUUGCAUUGUGAUUUACCUAAUUCAGGAUAGAUGAAGAAGAUGGGUCAAAAUGAGUCAAAAGUGAAACUCCAGCAAAUAACCGACUCUUUGAAUCGGAUCAGAAAAGACCUAAGAGAUGGUAAAAUAACAGCAAAUGACGCUGAACGUAUUCAGGGGUAUUUAAACCGAUAUUCGAGCGAAAUCGACUUGAAUCUAGCUCGAAAAGCGAGAGCAAGUGACAUUUACACAGCUGAACAACUUAUCGAAAUAACAUCCAAAGAACUAGACGCUCUGAAACAAGAAGUCAAUCUGGACCAAGCUGCAGUCCCCACCAAUUCUUUCAGUCGAACUUCAUCAAAAAAAUAUUCAAAAGAAAAAGAGAAAAACGUCAAGUCAAUCAUUGCCUCAAUUGAACAAAUUCGAGAAUUGAUAAGAGAUGGACAAGUUGCACAGCAGGAUUUUGAUAAACUCCAAGCACGUCUUGCAGACUACUCCCAAAGACUCAGCUACAUUUCGAAAAAAUCUAAAAAACAGGAAGCUGAAACGGCUCAAAAACUCGCGUCUUCUGCCACUGCCGAACUGUUCCAAUUACAAGAGCAAAAGAAUUCUGAUAUUGUGAGAGCUUCAACGACUCCCCCAUCGCAAAGAUCGUCCAUAAAACGACCCAAAAUUGCCAAUAGAAACAAUUCCGGGUCUUUGUCAGACAUAGAAACUAAACUAGAAGCCUUGAAGAGUGAUGUUAAAGUUGCCGAAACCAACAAGGACAAAAGUCGGCUACAUUUCUUGUCCAAAUCGGUUCAAACCUUGAUGACUGACCUCCAGAUGGUCAAUGUCAAUAACCAGAUCAUAAACGAGGAAAGAAAAAUGCUUUUGGAGAAAAACUUGAUUCGUUUACACCAACAAAUCGAUAGAUUGAAACGGCAGUUGAACACUGAAAGUAAUAUAAAUUAUUUAGCUGAGUUGCAACAGAAAGAAAAAAAGGAAAAGUAUCUCCAGGAUUUGGACGAUAUUGAAACGUCGGUGUUGGCAAUAAGUCGCAAUUUGUCAAGUGUGAAUUUCGAAUCAGAGAAGGAAACUUUUAACAAAUACAAAACCCAACUCAAUUCCAUUGAAGAGUUGAGCCAAGAGAUCGGUUUAAAGAAGCGUCAGGUCGCAGAUGUGAUUCUCAACAUUGAGAAUAUUUUCACACGACUUCAAAUGGAAGACCGGUUAAAUAAAGCCGAAUUCCAGCAUUUUGAAACCCGAAUCGAUUUGGAAAAAUUUGCUGAUACUUCUGCCAGUGAUGUGUAUAAGAAACACCGGCAGUUUUUAGAACAAUUGAGGGACUACGUGAGCAAAAUUUUGGACAUUGGUGAAACAGUUACGGAAAAAAAGAAAUACGUCUUGUAUAACAUCAGUAAUAACAUUGUCGCUCUUGACAAGAAAGCGUCAGAUAAUGAAGAAAAGGACGAAUUUGUGGUUUUGAGGAAAAACACGAAUUUGUUGAGCGUUUGUCGAGAAGUUCCUGCAACGAGAGAAAUGAAAGAGAUUUUGGCCGAAGCUAAAGCCAUUAUUGAGCAAAAACUGAAACUGGUUCAAAGAGACAGUUCUGAAGCCCAGUUGGUCACAGUCAAAGAGAAUUUUUUACAACCGGUGCAAAAUUCUCAAAAUUCGGGUCGUUCCCAAUUAAAGAAUAUCCAAAAAGAGGUUGAAGCCUUGCAAUUGCAUAUCGAAAAUUCGCGAUACACGAGAGAAACACAGUUGUAUAAAGAUUUGAAAGCAAAAUUGAACGAUUAUAAAAGCGAUGUGACAAAUUUGUCCACUCAAGGCGACGAUGGAGGCCGUUUUGCUGAAAAUCUCCUCAAAUACAUUGACAAUGUUUUGCUACUUUUGGAGAACAAUUUAUCGAGUCGCAAGAGCACUACUGAGGAUAUUUUGGUCGAUAUUAUGUCGGUUAGUACAAGAGUGAACGAUUUGGGGAGCAAACUUCAAGGUUUCACAAACUCCAUCCAAAAUUUUGACUCAAUCAAGAGUAGUCUACUAGAGCAUCAACAGUAUUUGAGGAACCUUGAAAUAUCGCAAAACCGUUCAAGUUUGUGCAAGUCUCGGGACGACAUUUUACAGCAAAUUGAGGGGUAUUUGAGAAAAUUGGAAGACUUGAAGAACACUAACCCCAAUUGUGGUACAGAAGAAGAAAAAAAGUUUAAUCAAGAUUUGAGGAAACUCAAGGAGAAAGUGAACCGAUACAGUGGUACUUAUAAGAAUGUCUUGUACAAUGCUAUUGAACGUGAUUUAGACCGGCAUUUAACCAACGUUGAUAAGGUUUUCAAAGAUACGAGUGUUGCCCUCAAGGUAAAACGCGAUAUUGAAAACAGCAAAAUGAUCCUCGAGCAAAAGUCCAACAACGACCAGAAUUACACCACCAUGAAAGGGAAGGAGUUAACCGAAAUUCGCCAAAACCUUGAAAAUGUGAAGCAAGAGUUGACCAAAAUUCAACCCUUGACCAAGGAAGAGUUAGACCAACUUGAUGCCAGACUGACUUUAUCAAUUCUUGCUCUGGAUAACAUCAAAGACGAUCAUUCCAGCGAACGCGACCAGUUGUACAAAGAAAUCAAAUUCUAUUUUGCCCGAAUCCAAGAACUGCAAUUGGUCCCAAAACCACAUUCUGUCCUAGUUGAAGACUUGCAACAGAAGCAAAUGGAGCAGCAACAACUCGCUGCGAGAAUCAUCGCCGAAAUUGAGAACGAAUUAGAGGAGGUUAAGCCUCAAAUCCUUAAUUUUGUGGGCUCGGAAACAAGUCAAAAAUUUUUCCAACUUGAUGAGACUCUUGUCAACGCCACUAUGCGUCUCGAUGAACUCAACCUGGACCAAACCAGUGAAUUGCAUCACUUGAAGGUGAAAUUAAUGCGGGAUAUUCAGAAAUAUAGUGAGCUUCUGGACGAGAGGGUGAGACAAGCCGAGGAAAUUGAAAAGUAUGAGAAGGAGGUGCAAGUUAUGUUGAUCAAAAUUGAUUCGUUUAAUGGGUAUUUUGGGGACCCUGAGUACACUUAUUUGGAUGAGGAGAUAAUUCGGCUUAAAAUCAAUUUGGGGAAAUUGCGAGUCAACCAGGAUUUGGUGGCAAGGAAAGAGGAGUGUAUGCGAGAGAUUGAUGCGUGUAUGAAGAAGCUGGAUGAGGCUGCCAAGACACGAAGUGAUGCUUUCGGUGGAACGCUAGUGUAAUUAAGUGCCGUUGAAAUAAAUUUAUUAUUAAUUGGACGCUUAA
Messenger RNA from Tribolium madens (black flour beetle), 3691 nucleotides. RefSeq names its product synaptonemal complex protein 1-like. Gene Ontology annotation, molecular function: protein-folding chaperone binding. Bases 502 to 3648 code for a protein of 1048 amino acids. NCBI's taxonomy places the organism in Eukaryota, Metazoa, Arthropoda, Insecta, Coleoptera, Tenebrionidae. The transcript is spliced from 4 exons. The record is from RefSeq and is a predicted model, not a curated record.